Molecule: messenger RNA, 1305 nt
Organism: Closterium sp. Naga37s-1
Lineage: Eukaryota; Viridiplantae; Streptophyta; Zygnematophyceae; Desmidiales; Closteriaceae
Source: the annotation of a GenBank genome assembly
AUGCAGAUCGACGUCACGCUUGUGGCGCACAUCGUGGAGCAGACGCGCAUGCGGCUGAAGGCGCGGUACCUGAGCGGGGCACCUGGUCACACCUUUGGAAGCGGGGAGUACAUGACUCUUCCUGAUUUCUUCUUGAAGCACCAGAAGCAGGACAAGCGCGAGAUGAAAGUUGAAGGCGUUGACUGCGAGGGAAAUCUGGUAUCGUUCACUUUCGUUCUGCACGAGCGGCCGUUGAAAGUGCAGGAAACCGAUGGCGACGUGACAACCUGCUAUGAGCUAUCGUUGAAAUUUGUCCGCGCGAUUGACAAGGAACUGGAGUGGCGGAUGCGUGAUCUCGCCAACCUGGAGGGUUCGAAGCUGUUCCACACCGCAUCUUACCUCACGGAUGACGCCAAGCGCGUUGAGGCGUUCAAGCGCUGGCUGGGAAAACUGCACAAACUCUAUCACGAGAAGCUGCCAGCUUCAUUGCCUCCACCCAUCCACUCAGUCAUUGACUUCAUUGACAACUGCCUUGACGUCACCCCUUCUCUUCUUCCCCCCUUCUCUGCUGCUUCACCCCUUCUUCCCCCCUUCUCUGCUGCUUCACCCCUUCUUCCCCCCUUCUCUGCUGCUUCACCCCUUCUUCCCCCCUUCUCUGCUGCUUCACCCCUUCUUCCCCCCUUCUCUGCUGCUUCACCCCUUCUUCCCCUCUUCUCUGCUGCUUCACCCCUUCUUCCCCCCUUCUCUGCUGCUUCACCCCUUCUUCCCCCCUUCUCUGCUGCUUCACCCCUUCUUCCCCCCUUCUCUGCUGCUUCACCCCUUCUUCCCCCCUUCUCUGCUGCUUCACCCCUUCUUCCCCCCUUCUCUGCUGCUUCACCCCUUCUUCCCCCCUUCUCUGCUGCUUCACCCCUUCUUCCCCCCUUCUCUGCUGCUUCACCCCUUCUUCCCCCCUUCUCUGCUGCUUCACCCCUUCUUCCCCCCUUCUCUGUUGCUUCACCCCUUCUUCCCCCCUUCUCUGCUGCUUCACCCCUUCUUCCCCCCUUCUCUGCUGCUUCACCCCUUCUCUGCUGCUUCACCCCUUCUCUGCUGCUUCACCCCUUCUCUGCUGCUUCACCCCUUCUCUGCUGCUUCACCCCUUCUCUGUUGCUUCACCCCUUCUCUGAUGCUUCACCCCUUCUCUGCUGCUUCACCCCUUCUCUGCUGCUUCACCCCUUCUCUGCUGCUUCACCCCUUCCUGCUGCUUCACCCCUUCUCUGCUGCUUCACCCCUUCUCUGCUGGUUAGCAGCUACGUUAGCAGCUUUCUUAGCAGCGUUAGCAGCCCUUAG